AUGGCUGUGAUUGGGUUCCAAGUAGAAGGAAAACUCGCACCCGCUUAUCAGAACACUGAUGAAAUGCAAACUGUGAUAGGAAAUCCUGGUAAUCAUGGACCUUAUGCUGAUUUUGGCCAGAAGCUGUUGAGGUGUCUGUUAUCGAGAGAUGAACGUGUGGGUUACCCUAGACGUCAUUAUCAAUUCCAUACGGUAUCCCAUGUCAUUCAAGUAGUUUUGCCGGAUGAAUUAAGUUUUGGAAAGCACAGGACGAAUGAAAUAUUUGUGGAGAAAAUCGUUCGAAAUCAGGACAUGUUGUUGAAAAUGCCCCAUCAUGUGCGAAUUGAAAUCAUAGUGGCCUUGGAUGUUUACAAGAACUCGGUAUUUCUUGGAAAGGUGAAGAAAGCAAUCCGAUUUGUUCCGUUGUUAACUGCUCCACCUUUUUCGUGGAUCCCACACAGGUUCUACCCAUUCUGUUCCCUUCAGUUUACAUCGAUCCAACGUGACCGAUUCUUGAUCGAAUGUCGAUUGGACGCAGGUGGUCGCUAUAAUUCCAGGCUUCCUUCCUCAUUUGCGGCCUACAUUGUCAUUCUAGUCCUGAAGCUCAACUCUGGCAGAGUAUCUGAUUUUGCUUAUGAUGAUACCGAUUAUUUCACCCCUUAA
Angiostrongylus costaricensis is the source of this 642-nucleotide messenger RNA. The record is from the annotation of a GenBank genome assembly. Lineage: Eukaryota; Metazoa; Nematoda; Chromadorea; Rhabditida; Metastrongylidae.